AUGACCAUAGACGAGCUUUCGAGUUCCUUGCAAGCACAUGAAGAGAAGUUGAAGAAACCGAAAGAAGAAUCGGUUGAACAAGCGUUGCAAGCAAAAUUUUCUUUCAAAGAGAAAGAUGAAAGGCGUGGCUCGCAACAAAGAGGCCGUGGAAAUGGAAGAGGUCGUGGUAGAGGCGGAAGAGGAGAUAACUUUGAAGAGAAAAAUAAUUUCGUGGAGAGCAAAAAUGAAGAUGAAGAUGCCACCUUGCUUCUCGCAUGCAAAGGAGAAGAAAGUGCCGAGAAGCACCGAUGGUACCUUGAUUCCGGUGCAAGUAGCCAUAUUUGUGGAAAGAAGGAUUUAUUUGUGGAACUUGAAGAGUUGAAUCGUGGCACAAUCACUUUUGGAGAUUCUUCACGUGUUAAGAUCAAAGGAAAAGGUACGAUUUUAAUUCGCUUGAAGGAUGGAAGUCAUCAAUUAAUUUCUAAUGUUUUAUAUGUGCCGGAGAUGAAAAGUAACAUUUUGAGUUUGGGACAACUUUUGGAGGAAAAUUAUGACAUUCAUUUGGAAGAUAAAAAGUUAUUUAUGAGAGAUGAAAAAGGGAGAUUAUUAGCUAAAGUUCCUAUGGCUAAUAAUAAAAUGUUCAUUUUAAAUCUUCAAAAUGAUGCUCCAAGAUGCUUACUUUCGUGUGCCAAAGACUCCUCUUGGCUUUGGCAUAUGAGAUUUGGUCACUUGAAUUUUGAUAGCUUAAGGUUGAUGGAUAAAGAAAACAUAGGUGAAUGGAUUGCCAAGUAUUAA
Nicotiana attenuata is the source of this 774-nucleotide messenger RNA. RefSeq lists its product as uncharacterized. The record is from RefSeq and is a predicted model, not a curated record. Bases 1 to 774 code for a protein of 257 amino acids. NCBI's taxonomy places the organism in Eukaryota, Viridiplantae, Streptophyta, Magnoliopsida, Solanales, Solanaceae. The transcript has 2 exons.